Messenger RNA from Aegilops tauschii subsp. strangulata, 1101 nucleotides. RefSeq names its product F-box protein At3g07870-like. Gene Ontology annotation, molecular function: protein binding. NCBI's taxonomy places the organism in Eukaryota, Viridiplantae, Streptophyta, Magnoliopsida, Poales, Poaceae. The record is from RefSeq and is a predicted model, not a curated record.
AUGGAUCUCUCCCCGGACGUGUUGGUGGAGAUCCUGCUGCGUCUCCCGCCGAGCGCCCGGCGCCGUGCCCGCCUCGUCUGCAAACUCUGGCGCGAUGUCAUCGGUGAACGUACCACGGAGAUGCAAAGCCGCCCGGAGGUCCUCCUCUGGCACACCAGCUCCGCCGUCGCCUACGUCGUCGACGACUUGUCCUCGUCUUCGACGGGGAGCUACAGGGAGCUUUGGAGGAGUGGUAGAUCCUCAACGUUUUUCAACCGGGAUAGCGAGCUACAGCUGGUCGGCACCUGCAACGGCCUGCUCUGCCUCUGCGACAACGACAGCUAUUGCACCGGCAUCAUCACCCUGGUCAACCCGGCGACCAAGGAGAGGCUGCCAAUUCCACCGCUGACAUGUGCUGAACGGGUCCUCCACCAAUGGAGGUGGGAUAAGACGUACAACUUCGCGUACCACCCGACGACCGGGCGGUAUAAAGUGGUGCACAUCCCCAGCAGUUUCGACCGGGUCUGCAGAUCUGACAGCGUACGCGUGUUCACGCUGGGGCAGAAGGGGUGGCGUGUGGUGCCGGCCCCCGGCGGCAAAAGGUGCGACCUCGACGCCGGCAUUGUCAGCGUCGACGGUGUGACACACUGGGUCACAGAUACUGUCAUCCUGAGGGUUGUUUCGUUUGACCUCGACAACGAGCAAGUCGCCGCGUCCACGUUCCCCUCUAAAUCGGGCAGACCCGACGACUACAACCUGGCCGAGGUGCACGGGAGGCUGGGACUUGUCAUCCGCAACCCCUCGGGUAUGAGGGAAGCGUGGGUACGAGAGGAAGAAAGGUGGACCCGCCGAUACAUCCUCACUUGUUCAUGGCAUGAUAUUCCACGGCCGUAUGGCGAGUACUACUUGAAGACCGAGGGGCAGUUGUUGUAUCGGUACCCACGAAAAGGCACAUUGUCGUCAUUCGGCUGGAGACUGCCGUAUGAUGUCCUGAAAGUUAGUGACAAGGAUAAGAGAAUGCUGGUGGCCAAGAUGAACGGCGAGGGGCGUGAAUUUAACUACCGGACGUUUGCAUAUGUCAAGACCUCAGAGCCAUUAGUUGUUUAUUACACGGGCGAGUAA